AUGGAAACUAUGAAUGACGAUUUUUACCCGUUAGCAUUGCUAAUGGACGAGUUGAAACACGACGAUGUAUCAAACAGAGUUGAGGCAAUGAAAAAGCUUAGCGACAUUGCUAUCGCUUUGGGUCCAGAAAGAACAUUGAAUGAAUUGCUCCCCUUUUUGGCUGAUGUAGCUCAGGACGACGAAGAGGAGGUUUUUGCUACCAUGGCAGAAAAAUUGGGCGACUUCGUUCCAUUGAUCGGCGGCCAUCAAAACUGUGAACCAUUGAUCCAAAUUUUGGCAGUCUUAGCUGCUAUGGAGGAACCCAUUGUAAGAGAUAAUGCUGUGGAAUCGUUGAAUAAGGUGUCGUUGGAAUUGACAAACGAAGAAUUGUCUAGCAUUUUUUUGGAUUUGAUUCGUUCCUUGAGUCAAGGCGACUGGUUUUCGAAAAAGGUUGCUCUGUGUGGCUUGUACAAGUCUGUCAUCGUCCGCGUUGACUCUGCUACCAGAAGGGACUUGUUGAUUCUUUACUACAAUUUGAUCGCCGAUGAUUCUCCCAUGGUGAGAAGAAGUGCCGCUAGACACUUGCCACUUUUGAUUGAUAAAAUGACACAGUUUUCCCAGCAAAACCCUGAUUCUGCCAACAAAGUUGAUGACAAUGAUUUGGAAAUAAUCUCGAAAAUGUUCCAUCAUUUGAUCAACGAGGCUCAAGACAGCGUGAAACUAUUGAGUAUUGAUGUCUUAGUGUCCAUUUUAGAAUAUUUCCGCCUGGUCAAUGACAUUUCUCAUAACGCAGACUGCUUGGUCAGUGCAUUGAAGUUGAUUAAAGACGAAAGCUGGAGAGUUAGAUACGCUGCGGCUGACAAGUUUAGUAACAUCGCAGUGAACUUCAAGGAACCAGAAGCUGACUUGUUCAGGCUUAUUGAUCCUUUCGUCAGCUUGAUGAAGGAUAAUGAGGGUGAGGUCAGGAAGGCCAUCGCUAAACAAUUGCCUGGCUUCUGUGAGUUGGUCACCGACGUUAAGUUGAUUGAUAGCAAAAUUAUUCCAGUGGUCAACGAAUUAAGUCAAGAUCCACAAGAGAAUGUGAGGGCUUCAUUAGCCUCCACUGUCGCUGGUUUGUCUCCUAUUUUGCCAAAGGAAUGUACCGUUGAAAAAUUGUUACCAAUUUUCCUUAACAUGUUGAAGGAUGAGUUCCCAGAUGUUCGUUUGAAUAUCAUUUCUAAUUUGUCUGUUGUAAACGAGACUAUUGGAAUCAACUCAUUGUCCACAAACUUGCUUCCGGCCAUUACAGAAUUAGCCCAAGAUGGUAAAUGGAGAAUUCGUUUGGCAAUCAUCAAAUACAUUCCUAAAUUGGCUAGCCAGCUAGGUGAGCCAUUCUUCAACAAUGAAUUGUUGUCAUUAUGCAUGUCAUGGUUAUGGGAUCCAGUUUUUGCCGUUCGUGAAGCGGCUGUGAACAACUUGAAAGAAUUGACAGAGAUAUUCGGAUCUGAAUGGGCUGAGGCUCAAAUUGUGUCUCGCCUAUUAAACAUCAAAGAUGAAAGAAUUGGUGAAGAAGAUGCUGGAGAACCGGAUCAGGUCGACUUCUCCAAUUUCAUUAUUAGAAUCACUUGUCUCUUUGCUGUUACAGAGUUGGCGCCCGCCUUGAACCAAAAUGUUAUUACAACUAAAAUCUUGCCGUUCAUUUCACAGUUGAUUGCUGAUCCAGUGCCAAAUAUCAGAUUUAACGUUGCGAAGUCAUAUUUGGUAAUCGUUGAGGCAUUACUCACACAUCCAAGCGCUGAAAUCAUCAAGUUAAUCGAAGAGAAAGUAUUGGCGGACUUGAACAUUUUGCUGAAUGAUGAAGAUGUCGACGUCAGAUACUAUGCUAACAAAAGCAUCGACAGCAUCACUGACCUUCUCAAGAAAUGA
Clavispora lusitaniae ATCC 42720 is the source of this 1884-nucleotide messenger RNA. It is a transcript of the gene TPD3, whose product is annotated as protein phosphatase 2A structural subunit. Gene Ontology annotation, biological process: protein dephosphorylation. The record is from RefSeq and is a predicted model, not a curated record. Gene Ontology annotation, cellular component: protein phosphatase type 2A complex; cytoplasm. Gene Ontology annotation, molecular function: protein binding; protein phosphatase regulator activity. NCBI's taxonomy places the organism in Eukaryota, Fungi, Ascomycota, Pichiomycetes, Serinales, Metschnikowiaceae.